Molecule: messenger RNA, 4774 nt
Organism: Vicugna pacos (alpaca)
Lineage: Eukaryota; Metazoa; Chordata; Mammalia; Artiodactyla; Camelidae
Source: RefSeq, a predicted model, not a curated record
CCUUCUCACCAGGACUGGCCGCCGGCCACAUCACCAUGUUGGUCUUUGGAGACGAAUCUCGAAACUACUUUCUGGUGACUGGGCAGGCGGUGCACGACGUGCGCCUCGCACAGAACAUGGCGCAGAUGAAUGACGUCAUCCUGUCACCAAACUGCUGGCAGCUGUGCGACAGGAGCAUGAUUGAAAUUGAGAGGAUUCCAGAUCAGAGAGCGGUGAAGGUUAAUUUCUUAAAACCACCCUCUACAUUUAACUUUGAUGAAUUUUUCACAAAGUGUAUGACUUUCAUGGAUUAUUAUCCUUCUGGUAACCACAAAAACCUCCUGAGACUUGCAUGCAUGUUGGAGUCAGAUCCGGAACUGGAGUUGUCCCUACAAAAGUAUGUGAUGGAAAGCAUAUUGAAGCAGAUUGAUGACAAACAGCUUCGGGGUUAUUUGUCUGAGCUUCGCCCGGUGACGAUUAUGUUUGUAAACCUGAUGUUUAAGGACCAAGACAAAGCAGAAGUCAUAGGCUUAGCCAUCCAGGAUGCCUGUGUGCACAUUAACUCUGUCCUGAGGGUCUUCCGAGGCCAAAUCAACAAAGUCUUCAUGUUUGACAAGGGCUGCUCCUUCCUCUGUGUCUUUGGUUUCCCUGGGGAAAAGGCACCUGAUGAGGUCACACAUGCCUUGGAAAGUGCUGUGGAUAUAUUUGACUUCUGCUCUCAGGUCCACAAAAUCCACACUGUUUCCAUCGGCGUGGCCAGCGGGAUCGUCUUCUGUGGAAUCAUUGGACACUCUGUGAGGCAUGAGUACACAGUCAUUGGUCAGAAAGUCAACAUAGCUGCCAGGAUGAUGAUGUACUACCCGGGAAUCGUGACCUGUGACUCCGUCACCUACAGUGGCAGCAACCUACCAGCCUACUUUUUUAAAGAGCUUCCAAAAAAAGUCAUGAAAGGUGUUGCAGAUUCUGGACCAGUGUAUCAGUGUUUGGGCCUUAAUGAGAAAGUCAUGUUUGGGAUGGCAUACCUCAUCUGCAACAGAAAUGAGGGCUACCCUUUGCUGGGACGUGAUAAGGAGAUCAAAUACUUCAUGUGUUCUAUGAAGGAAUUUUUGAUGUCUAACUGCAGCCGGGUCCUGAUGUACGAAGGAUUAUCGGGCUAUGGAAAAAGCCAGAUACUUAUGGAAAUUGAGUACCUGGCCCAAGGUGAGAACCACAGGACUAUUGCUAUUGGGUUGACUAAGAUCAGCUUCCAUCAAAAUUUUAAUACCAUCCAGAUACUCAUGGCCAAUGUACUAGGUCUGGAUACUUGUAAACAUUAUAAAGAACGACAGACUAACCUUCAAAAUAAAGUCAAGGCACUGCUGGAUGAAAAGUUCCAUUGUCUUCUUAAUGACAUCUUCCAUGUGCAGCACCCAGUGGCUACACGUGCACACCCACACACAUGUAUAAAAACUCAAAUUCCUACAGCAUUCUUCUUUCUGUUUCUCCACCUGGCCCAGACAGUGAAAGAGGAAAGGAUUAUUUUUAUCAUUGACGAGGGCCAGUUUAUCGAUCCGGCCUCCUGGGCCUUCAUGGAGAAGCUUAUCCGGUCUGUUCCUGUCUUCAUCAUCAUGUCCCUGUCUCCCUUCAUCGAAAUACCCUGUGCGGCUGCCAGCGCCAUCAUGAAGAACAGGAACACCACCUAUGUCACCCUAGGGGCCAUGCAGCCCAAGGACAUCCGCAACAAGGUCUGCCUGGACCUCAACGUCAGGGGCAUCCCCAAAGAGCUGGACACGUACCUGGUGGAGGGGAGCUGUGGGAUUCCAUUUUACUGCGAAGAGUUGCUUAAAAAUCUCGACCAUCACAGGGUACUCGUUUUCCAAGCAGUGGAGUCUGAGGAGAAGAUAAAUGUGACCUGGAAUAACCUGUUCAGGAAUUUUGCCAUGCCAACAGAGGAAUUUAAAAUGUUUGCUUUUGGUUAUAAUAAGGGAAAUGAAGAAGUCUGUAACCUCACCAGUGAUGUCAGAUUGAAAAACUUGUCACCACCAGCGUCGUUGAAAGAAAUCUCUCUGGUCCAGCUGGAUAGCAUGAGCCUGUCCCACCAGAUGUUGGUGAGAUGUGCUGCCAUCACUGGCCUGACCUUCACUACUGAGUUGUUGUUUGAGAUUCUCCCUUGUUGGAACAUGAAGAUGAUGAUCAACGCCCUGGCAACCCUCGUGGAAUCCAAUGUCUUCGAUUGCUUCCGGAAUCGCAAGGAGCUCCAGAUGGCCCUAAAGCAGAACACGACUUCUUUUGAGGUGAAUUAUCGCUCCCUCUCUCUGAGGCCCACUGAAGGAAUGGCCCUUGGUGAGGAGGAGGAGCUUCGGGAGCUGGAGAGCGAGGUGAUUGAGUGCCACAUCAUUCGAUUCUGCAGGCCGAUGAUGCAGAAGACAGCCUACGAGCUGUGGCUGAAGGACCAGAAGAAAGCCAUGCACUUGAAAUGUGCCCGCUUUCUAGAGGAAAAUGCCCGCAGGUGUGACCACUGCCGUAGUGGGGACUUCGUCCCCUUUCACCACUUCACGGUGGACAUCCGGCUCAACACCUUGGACUUGGAUACCAUCAGGAAGAUGGCUAGGUUCCAUGGAUUUCAAACUGAAGAGGAGAUCACCUUUUCCAGAAUAGAGACUCUUAAGAAAUCUGAAGGAUUUUCUGGAAAUCCCAGUUUUGAAGAAGUAAGAGAAAAGAUCUUGACUUUCUUUGACAUCGUUAUAACAAGAAUGAGGACAUCUGAGGAAGACAUCACCCCUCUGGAAAACUGCCAGUGUGAAGAGAUCGUGGAGAUUGUCAUCAUUCCUCUGGCUCACCAUUUUCUGGCUUUGGGAGAAAACAACAAAGCCUUGUAUUACUUCCUAGAAAUCGCAUCUGCUUAUCUCAUCUUGGGUGAUAAUUACAUGGCUUACAUAUAUUUGAAUGAGGGAGAGAGGAUGCUGAAAACUCUCAAGAAGGAAAAAUCUUGGAGUAAGACUUUUGAGUCAGCUACCUUUUAUACCCUCAAAGGUCAGGUCUGUUUCAACAUGGGCCAGAUGGUGAUUGCCAAGAAGAUGCUAAGGAAGGCCCUGAAGCUCCUCAAUCGAAUCUUUCCUUACAAUUUAAUUUCCUUGUUUCUUCAGACACAUGUUGAGAAAAACAGACACUUUCAUUAUAUCAAUCAGAAUCAGCAGGCCCAAGAGAGCUCACCUCCAGGGAAGAAGAGGCUGGCGCAACUUUACCAGCAAACCACCUGCUUCUCCUUGCUGUGGCAGAUCUAUAGCUUAAAUUACUUUUUUCACUACAAGUAUUAUAGCCACUUGGCAGCAAUGAUGCAAGUGAACACUGCACUGGAAACUCAAGAUGACUUCCAGAUCAUUAAGGCCUACCUGGACUAUUCGCUGCACCACCAUCUGGCUGGCUACCAGGGCACAUGGUUCAAAUAUGAGAUCAUGGCCAUCGAGCACAUCUUCAACCUCCCCGAGAAACGCAAGAGCAUUGAAAUCGUGACCUACGUGGCCCAUGCGCUUAGCUACAUCAAGCUCCUAAUGGGUGACUUGGACUUGGCCAUUGACUUAGGCUCUCGAGCCCACAAGAUGUGGGCAUUGCUUCAGAAUCCUGACAAACACUGUCUGGUCCUCUGCUGGCUUAGUAAAUCCUUAUUCUUGAAAAACAGAUACAAGCAGCUGAUCCAGGUGCUGGGGUGGCUGUGGGAUCUUUCUGUAGCAGAAGAGCACAUUUUCAGCAAGGCCUUUUUCUAUUUCAUAUGCCUGGACAUCAUGCUUUAUUCUGGCUUUGUUUAUAGGACAUUUGAAGAAUGUUUGGAAUUCGUGUAUCAAAAUGAAGAUAACAGGAUCCUCAAGUUUCAGAGUGGAAUCCUCCUGGGACUUUACUCGUGUGUUGCUAUCUGGUAUGCCAGACUUCAGGAAUGGGACAACUUUCAGGUCUUUUCCAAUAAAGCCAAAAGUCUCGUGUCAAGAAGAACCCCCACAGCUCUUUACUGCGUCAGCAUCUGUAGGUACAUGGAAGGGCAAGUUCUCUACCUUCAAAAGAAAAUUGAAGAACAAUCUGAGAAUGCUCAGGACAUUGGAGUCGACAUACUCAAGAACUUGGAGAGUCUGAUGGCUCAAAACACCACCGGGCCUGUCUUCUACCCAAGGCUUUACCACCUGAUGGCCUAUGUCUGUAUACUGAUGGGGGAUGGGCAGAACUGCAACCUCUUCCUGAACACAGCCUUACAGCUCUGUGAAACACAGGGGAACGUGCUGGAGAAAUGCUGGCUGAACAUGAGCAAAGAAUGGUGGUACUCAAGCUCUGAGUUAACCGAAGACCAGUGGCUUCAAACAGUCUUGAAUCUCCCCUCAUGGGAAAAAGUUGUAUCAGGCAAGGUCAACAUGCAGGAUAUUCAAAAAAACAAAUUUCUGAUGCGAGUUAAUAUCCUAGACAAUCCUUUCUAACGUUUCGUGAAAGAGAGCAAAGAUUUUAGUAAGACUCCUUCUCUCAUGAUGAUUCAGUAUUAACCUGUCUCUGUAGCCAGCAUCCUCUGGGUCCCUACAUACUCCCUUCAGUUCCAGACACAGAACCAGACGUGGUUUCUCCUCUUUCCGGAGGGUCGGAAAGGGUCAGCAGUGUCCAUGCUCUACCUUCUCCCAGCUUUACACAAACUCCCUUUGCCUUUCAUGUUGUUCUCACUUAACCUGUUGAUUUCUGCCCAUGCAAAAUUGUAUCAGGUCAAAAAAUAUUAAUAUCAAAAUGGUACAUCGUACAACUGAUGCCCUUCUAGUUAAUCUAUUAAACUGAAAAAAUGGCUAUU